AUGACGGGGAAGGGCUCUGACCCGACUCCUGCAGCGAGGCUUGCAUUGGUCCUCCCGACAACCCCGAAAGCCUGGUGGAAAAUCCCUCACCUAUUGACCCUGAAUAGCUACAUCGCCUGCCUCAUUCUCUUUUCCAGCACAGUCGGCUACGAUAUCUCCCUCAUGAAUGGCCUCCAAUCUCUACAUCAAUGGCAAUCCUUCAUGCACGAGCCGAUUGGCGCCUGGCUUGGCUUCAUUAACGCCCUUCAAUCCCUCGGUAGCAUGCUCUUCCAACCCGUAAGCGCAUGGUCUGCCAACCGUUUCGGGCGGAAACGAACGGUUCUCAUCGGCUAUGGCUGGCUAGCUCUGGGCGUUGGUCUUCAAGUUGGGGCCCCGAAUGCGAAGAUGUUUGUCGCAUCGCGAAUAUUCGUUGGUAUUGCAGGGGCUUGGUUCCAGGCUGCCGUGAUCCUGGUCACUGAGAUUGCGUAUCCGUCGCAUCGCUCUCUCGUUACGGCCAUGUAUAUGUGUCAAUAUUAUGUCGGGUCGCUGCUGUCGGCUUGGGUUGCGUUUGGCACGCGGAAUAUGGAUAGUGAUUGGGCUUGGCGGAUUCCGUCUCUGAUGCAGAUUGCUCUGCCACUACUUGCUUUACCGGGGGCUUUACAUGUUCCUGAAUCGCCUCGCUGGUUGAUUCGACAGAAGCGAGUCAAGGAAGCGCGCGAUAUUGUAGUGCGGCUUCAUGCUGGAGGAGAUGAGAGCUCUGAGCUUGUUGCCUUCGAGAUGCACGAAAUUGUGCAGUCGAUUGAGCUUGAGCAGAGUGUGAAUGAGGAUUCUCGUUGGGUCGACUGUGUCAAAACACCGGGAAACCGGUAUCGAUUGUUCAUCAGUAUCUCGCUGGGCUUCUUCUCCCAGUGGAAUGGAGGUGGCGUUGUUUCCUACUAUCUCACCCUCAUUCUGGAUACAAUCGGCAUCAAGUCUGUGACAGAACAAACAUUAAUCAAUGGAUUUCUCCAGCUCUGGAACUUAAUAAUGAGCAUUGUCGGUGCAUGUCUCGUUGAUCGAGCCGGCCGACGAGCGCUCUUCCUCGCAUCCACCAUAAUCAUGCUCAUAAGCUACAUCAUCAUCACGGCGCUUUCAGGGUCCUUUAAUACAACAGGUACGGCGGCCGUGGGGACUGCAGUCAUUCCAUUCCUGUUCAUCUACUAUGCCGGCUACGACAUCGCCUUUACUCCCUUGAUGCUGGCCUAUCCAGCCGAAAUCUGGACACUAUCUUUUCGCGCCAAGGGGGUAGCCAUUUGCGCAAUGGCUAAUUAUGGUGCACUGGUUUUCAAUCAGAUGAUUAACCCUAUUGCUUUCGAGGCCAUUUCUUGGAAGUAUUAUUUUGUCUUUCUGGCCGUUUUGUUAACUGUUUUGGGCACGGUUUACUUUUUUUACCCCGAGACACAUGGCUACUCUCUUGAGGAGAUGGCUGUCAUUUUUGAUGGCGAGUCAGCACUUGGUACAACUGACAGCCCAGCAAGGACGACGCUACAGGAGAAAAACGAGGGGAUCACUCAACAUGCCGAGACUGCAUGA
Molecule: messenger RNA, 1551 nt
Organism: Penicillium maclennaniae
Lineage: Eukaryota; Fungi; Ascomycota; Eurotiomycetes; Eurotiales; Aspergillaceae
Product: Major facilitator superfamily domain general substrate transporter
Exons: 3
Coding region: 1-1551 (516 amino acids)
Biological process (GO): transmembrane transport; carbohydrate transport
Cellular component (GO): membrane
Molecular function (GO): carbohydrate:proton symporter activity
Source: RefSeq, a predicted model, not a curated record